Messenger RNA from Pteronotus mesoamericanus, 4081 nucleotides. It is a transcript of the gene VAV3, whose product is annotated as vav guanine nucleotide exchange factor 3. The coding region runs from base 210 to 2753 and encodes 847 amino acids. Gene Ontology annotation, molecular function: protein binding; guanyl-nucleotide exchange factor activity. The transcript has 27 exons. Gene Ontology annotation, cellular component: plasma membrane; cytoplasm. NCBI's taxonomy places the organism in Eukaryota, Metazoa, Chordata, Mammalia, Chiroptera, Mormoopidae. The record is from RefSeq and is a predicted model, not a curated record. Gene Ontology annotation, biological process: regulation of GTPase activity; cell migration; intracellular signal transduction.
CUCGCAGAGCGCGCGGGACUCGCAGCAGCGGCGGCCGGGCGGCGGCGGACGCCGGGCGGGGAGCAAGCCGAGCCCCGCGCGGGGCCCCCCAUCCCCGGGCCGCGGCGCCGGCUUCCUCGCACGCUCGCCGGCCAGGGGCCGGCUGCGGCUGGCGUCGGCGGCAUCCUCGCCGCCUGCCCCGGCCGGGCCGCGUCCCGGAGCCGUCGGGCAUGGAGCCGUGGAGACAGUGCGCCCAGUGGCUCAUCCACUGCAAGGUGCUGCCCGCCAACCACCGGGUGACCUGGGACUCGGCGCAGGUGUUCGACCUGGCGCAGACCCUCCGCGAUGGGGUCCUUCUCUGCCAGCUGCUCAACAACCUCCGGGCGCGCUCCAUCAACCUGAAGGAGAUCAACCUGAGGCCGCAGAUGUCCCAGUUCCUCUGUUUGAAGAACAUAAGGACAUUCCUCACGGCCUGUUGCGAGACGUUUGGAAUGAGAAAGAGCGAACUCUUUGAGGCAUUUGACCUAUUUGAUGUUCGUGACUUUGGAAAGGUGAUAGAAACAUUAUCACGACUCUCUCGAACACCUAUAGCGUUGGCCACAGGCAUCAGGCCCUUCCCGACAGAGGAAAGUGUCAACGAUGACGACAUCUACAAAGCCCUCCCCGACUUAAUCGACGAAACACACGUGGAGGAUGAGGAGGGUUUCUACGACUGCGUUUAUGGCGAAGACGAGGGCGGGGAAGUCUACGAGGACUUGAUGAAAGCGGAGGAAGCACAUCAGCCUAAAUGUCCAGAAAAUGACAUACGAAGUUGCUGCCUAGCAGAAAUCAAGCAGACGGAAGAAAAAUAUACAGAAACAUUGGAGUCAAUAGAAAAAUAUUUCAUGGCCCCCCUGAAACGCUUCCUGACGGCGGCAGAGUUCGAUUCCGUCUUCAUCAACAUUCCUGAGCUUGUAAAAGUUCAUCGGAACCUAAUGCAAGAAAUUCAUGAUUCCAUUGUAAAUAAAAACGACCAGAAUUUGUAUCAAAUUUUCAUUAACUACAAGGAAAGGCUGGUCAUCUACGGGCAGUACUGCAGCGCAGUGGAGUCGGCCAUCUCGAGUUUGGACAACAUCUCUAAGACAAAAGAAGACGUCAAACUGAAACUAGAGGAAUGUUCCAAAAGAGCCAAUAAUGGGAAAUUCACUCUUCGAGAUUUGCUUGUGGUCCCAAUGCAGCGUGUUUUGAAGUAUCACCUUCUCCUCCAGGAACUGGUCAAGCACACCAUGGAUCCCGUGGAGAAGGCGAAUCUGAAGCUGGCUCUUGAUGCAAUGAAGGACUUGGCACAAUAUGUGAACGAAGUGAAGAGAGAUAAUGAGACCCUCCGUGAAAUUAAGCAGUUUCAGCUCUCUAUAGAAAAUCUGAACCAACCAGUUUUGCUUUUUGGACGGCCGCAGGGAGACGGGGAAAUCCGGAUAACCACUUUGGACAAGCACGCCAAACAGGAAAGGCAUAUCUUCCUGUUUGAUUUGGCAGUGAUUGUUUGUAAAAGAAAAGGCGAUAACUAUGAAAUGAAGGAAAUAAUAGAUCUUCAGCAGUACAAAAUCGCCAACAAUCCUACAACUGAUAAAGAAAACAAAAAGUGGUCUUAUGGCUUCUACCUCAUCCAUACCCAAGGACAAAAUGGGUUAGAAUUUUAUUGCAAAACAAAAGAUUUAAAGAAAAAAUGGCUGGAACAGUUUGAAAUGGCUUUAUCUAACAUAAGGCCAGACCACGCCGACUCCAACUGCCACGAGUUUAAGAUGCACACCUUCGCCCGGGUGACCUCCUGCAGGGCCUGCCGCAUGCUGCUCAGAGGCACGUUUUUCCAAGGCUACCUGUGUGUUAAGUGUGGCGUGAGGGCCCACAAAGAAUGCUUGGGAAGAGUAGACAACUGUAGCAGAGUGAAUUCUGCUGAACCAGGGAUGCUCAAAGCACCGGAGAAACGGACCAAUGGACUGCGAAGAAACCCCAGACAGGUGGAUCCAGGUUUACCAAGGAUGCAGGUCAUCAGGGACUAUGCUGGGAUGCCACCACCUGCUCUUCAUGAAGGGCCCCCGUUGCACCUCCAGGCGGGGGACACAGUUGAACUUCUGCGGGGAGAUGCGCACAGUCUGUUUUGGCAGGGGAGAAACUUAGCAUCUGGAGAGGUCGGGUUUUUUCCAAGUGACUCUGUCAAGCCUUGUCCAUGCGUGCCCAAACCAGUAGAUUAUUCUUGCCAACCUUGGUUCGCAGGAGCUAUGGAGAGAUUGCAGGCGGAGACUGAACUUAUUAAUAGGGUCAACAGUACUUACCUGGUGAGGCACCGGACCAAAGAGUCAGGAGAAUAUGCAAUUAGCAUUAAGUACAAUAAUGAAGCAAAGCACAUCAAGAUUGUAACAAGAGAUGGCUUAUUUCACAUUGCAGAAAAUAGAAAAUUUAAAAGUUUAAUGGAACUUGUGGAGUAUUACAAGCAUCAUUCCCUGAAAGAAGGGUUCAGAACCUUAGAUACGACGCUGCAGUUUCCGUACAAGGAGCCGGAGCGUUCGGCUGGACAGAGGAGUAACAGAGCGGGCAACGGCUUGCUGAGUCCGAAAGUGCUGGGCAUCGCCAUCGCGCGCUAUGACUUCUGCGCACGGGACAUGCGAGAGCUGUCCUUGCUGAAAGGGGACGUGGUGAAGAUCUACACGAAGAUGAGCGGGAACGGCUGGUGGAGAGGGGAAGUGAAUGGCAAGGUGGGCUGGUUCCCAUCCACGUACGUGGAAAUGGAUGAGUAGGCGCCAAUCCGGCGUGGCAGCUGGCACCAGAAAUUCAGAGAAGGGACAAACCAAAGCUCGCGCAGGGCUGUGAAGGAACCGAAGCGUUUCAGAGGCUGCAUUUCUGGCUCGUCCACGUCCUCCCUCCUAAGUCUUAACAUGCGGAUUGAAAAACGCGGGUCCUGACAGGUGAACGUUUUGCACGGACUGGCCAAGAAACAGCCAACCCGCCGGCCAUUGUCAGGAACCAGGGCAACGCCAACAGCGUGUGUUUCCCAAAGACCCCUGCGAACACCUCGGUUCAUCUUGCUUUUUCCGUCCCCGGUCAGACAGCAUGAACGCCCACCACUGGGGAAUGUGUGCCGCGUCUUUCUUCUCACGUGCCAUUCACAGGAUUCCUCCGUGGUACAAAGAAGCAGAGGUUUAACUUUGUCCCCCUUCGAGCACAAAGAACAGCGGGCGCUCCCCCGUUCAGGCAGCCCAGUGGAAGGGUCCACGGGACGCGCCGCAAAUGCUUUUAUUUAAUUAUCCAUUUGAUGUCCUGAUCAUAUUUGCAAACUGCUUUAUAAAAGAACAAAAGAGAGCAGCUUCCGAUGAAAUCUUCACAACCCUGGUAGCUUCCAAGGGUUAAUUUCGAAACAUAGCAUGUGACCCGGUGGCAUCGUCCUGGCCGAGUGUUCCAGGCAGCGGCAAGGACCCAGAGCGAGGGGUCAUUGCUUACAGGAGCAGGUUAGGGCUGUCAUUCCUGCGAGGUCCUUUUAUAGAAGCAGCAUCUAUUAACACAUGCCUUUCCACACCCCUCGCCCCCACCGAAGACCGAGGGCAUAGUUCCUGAAUUUUGUGUUUCCUGUGGUGUCUACAGUAGCACCCGUUUGUUGAGGACUCUGGAAGGAAAGCGCAGCUGGGUCCUUGAUGCGUUUCUGCGACUGCAGGGUCGCUUGGGCGCCCUGGCCUUCCUCCGUGGGGGCCCCUCGCUUCUCGCUGGGGGCUCCCCAUCCGCCAGCCCUUUCCGGGUGUGGUAACCAGGGGAAGGUCCGUUUUUGCAGUGGAUUUGUUUGACCAAACCUUCACUGUUUGGGUGAGGACUGGAAACGUGCUCCCCCGCCCGCCCCUGACAGGUGGAGGCGCUCACGUGGCUCUUUCCCGGAGCGUUACAGGUGGCUGCAAGGUGACAUGCUUUCCAUAGCCGAAGCCAUGUUCUGACUGGGUGCAGAGAGUGUUCCAAAACAAAGCAUUCGAAGCAUUAAGGGAUAGAUUUUGGAUCAUCUCUGAAAUGAGGGAGGUGCCCCCUGCCCGCUCCCCAAGCCACUGAAAUUCCAGAACCUGAUGUCCGGUGGCCACCCCCGCCC